Messenger RNA from Caenorhabditis briggsae, 1347 nucleotides. The transcript has 10 exons. The record is from RefSeq and is a predicted model, not a curated record. Bases 1 to 1347 code for a protein of 448 amino acids. Lineage: Eukaryota; Metazoa; Nematoda; Chromadorea; Rhabditida; Rhabditidae. Gene Ontology annotation, biological process: innate immune response.
AUGAAUCUGUAUUGUAUUCUAUUUUCGCUAGCUGCUAUUCUGACAUUUUCCGACUCCUGCCUAGUGAUUCGGUAUUCUGAGCCACCGGCUUGCGUUUGCAAAACUCUCAAACUGGAUAUCUGGAAUAUUGCCGAAAACCAUGGCGAACCGUAUCUCCUGUAUAAUUCAGUCCUUUUUAGUACGAUCAAGUCUCCAGAAAUAUUAGUUGAUGAUUGUUUUGUACAAGCUUAUUGUGGAGAUGGGGCAGAUUUGUAUAUCUUUGAUAAUGGUAAAGGGGCAAAGAUUGGUGACUAUUCUCUGGAUGGAUUCUGUGAUCCAUACCAGCAGGCAUGGCAAGUGGAUACUGGAAAUGGUAAGGAGCAGUAUAAGGAGCUGAAAGCAGUUUGUGUUCUGAAAAAUAAAUGCUCACAAACGGACCCGGCAGCAUUCUUCUUCGCACAUUCAGCAGAUUUGGACAAAUGGGCUUUUACUGAAAUAUAUAUACAGCACAGCAAAAUCGACAAUGGUGCGGCAACCAAGUUCGCAAUAACGGCUACAGUUCGAUUUGACACGAAAACAAAAGAGGAAAUUGUGUUCCAUGAGAGCGAUACGUAUUUUAAUAGUAGAAUGACUGGUUAUUUGUAUAUGGUGGAUCAAGAAAAGAAUCCACCACAAACGUUUGACAGUUCGGAAACAGGAAGUGAUAUAUUGGAUGUAUUGGAAAGAUUCGUAGACUCCAAUCAUCCAUUGAUCUGUGGGUCCAUGGUUUUGGUUGCAAUGAAACGGAGUCCAAAUGAAGUUGAUAUUUCGAGAAUUGUGGAGAAGUUGAGAGAAAAUCAAAUUACGGUGAUUAUAGCCGCACAGGGCACGUUCUCUGGUGGUCUUCAUCCAGAAACUAUGUACGACUUGGCUGCCAAGACAAAUGGCUUUUGUGCGUUUUCACAUCAUAUAGUAACCGCCUCUCAGACAGCGCCAAACGUACUCGCUCCAUUCAUAGUCUACUCUUUAAGCCUCAAAGUCUCUGGAACUGGUAUCAUGGUUUUGCCAACAAUCUUACUUCCAGACACUUUUACGGUUCACCUAUCAAUUGCUGUUCAGAGUACAGGCACUGCGAAUUCAUUUCAAAGUCUGAAAUUCAGUUUUCGCAAUAAGGAAUUGGGAGCUUCUGGAAGUGUUGAGAAAACGAGAGACGAAUUGAGAUACGACGCCGGGCCCAUUAUGAAUUCGUUCAAAGUUCCGAACUUCUUAUUGGCAGAACCGACUUUCUUUGAGUUCACUUUGGAUUACAACUAUUCGAUGGAGGACACUAUUCUAAUCAGAUUGAUUUCUGAGAGAGGAAUCGGUCAUUGGUUCCCAUAUCAAGAUUAA